Molecule: messenger RNA, 1249 nt
Organism: Ipomoea nil (Japanese morning glory)
Lineage: Eukaryota; Viridiplantae; Streptophyta; Magnoliopsida; Solanales; Convolvulaceae
Product: 28 kDa ribonucleoprotein, chloroplastic-like
Exons: 5
Coding region: 216-1028 (270 amino acids)
Cellular component (GO): cytosol
Molecular function (GO): mRNA binding
Source: RefSeq, a predicted model, not a curated record
CCACUGCACACUGGACACCUUAUCCGUCGUCGUCGUCUAUCCUCCGCGAUCUCAUUGGCCACGGUCUCGCCACGUCAGCAAACGAAUCGCCAUAGCUGAUAGCCCCAUACUUCACACUCUAGUUACUGGUUGGUGGUUAGCACCAUCUCUCUCAAUCACUCCGAUCCACAACCACCACAGAGCCGCCGCCCAUCAACCAACGAUAUUCCGGCGACAUGGCAGCCACCGCCAUGGCCUCCUCCUUCUCCACUUCCAUGCAAACCCUAAAAUGCACCCGCCCCAAGACCCGCCACGCCUCCGACCACCUCCUCACCCUUAUUCCCAUCAAAACGUCGCCGCUGCAAUCGCACUUUCUCGGGAUAGAACCGUGCCUGUUAACGAGCAGCAAAUGGAGAGUGCACAGGCUAGCGGCCGCGGUGGCGCAAGAAGAGGCGGCUGUCACGGAGACGCCGGCCGCGCCGGAGGAAAGCGGCGGCGAUGGCGAUGAUCAGAGUAGUGGCGUGAAUUGUAAGCUCUACUUUGGGAAUUUGCCGUAUAAUUGUGACAGUGCGCAGCUUGCUGGGAUCGUUCAAGACUAUGGUAGCCCUGAGCUUGUUGAGGUUCUGUACGAUAGAGAAACUGGCAAAAGCAGAGGGUUUGCUUUCGUGACGAUGAGCUGUGUUGAAGAUUGCAAUGCUGUCAUUGAAAAUCUUGACGGAAGAGUGUUUGGCGGUAGAACACUGAGGGUGAACUUCUCGGACAAGCCUAAGGCAAAGGAGCCUCUAUAUCCAGAAACCGAGUACAAACUUUUCGUUGGCAACUUAGCCUGGUCUGUCACAUCCGAAAUGCUAACAGAAACGUUUGGAGCAUAUGGCAGUGUGGUUGGAGCGAGGGUUCUGUAUGAUGGGGAGACCGGAAGGUCCCGUGGCUAUGGCUUUGUUAGCUAUGAAACGAGGGAGGAGAUGGAAAACGCGAUCACUUCUCUGAAUGAAGUGGAGCUGGAAGGAAGGGCAAUGCGAAUCAGCCAAGCACAGGGCAAGAAACAGUAGGGCGAAUAGAAUUUUGUGACUCUGUGGAUUUCAACUAUUUCUAUUGAUGCAUCUAAGCAGUAUUUGGAGAUUUACAAGUGAGAAUCUAACUCAAUAUGAAGAAGAUGAUGAUGAAAACCAUGUCAUAAGCAUUGAACUGUAUCCCCGGUCCUGGGAGGCCGAGACUCGACUGAAUUAGUCUUAUCUUACGCCCUCCAUAAUAGUCCAAGAUUUCCACUUUA